This is a messenger RNA of Musa acuminata subsp. malaccensis (wild Malaysian banana), 648 nucleotides long. Its product is annotated as cytochrome P450 78A5-like. The record is from RefSeq and is a predicted model, not a curated record. Lineage: Eukaryota; Viridiplantae; Streptophyta; Magnoliopsida; Zingiberales; Musaceae.
AUGGACUCUGCUUUCCACCUCUUCCUUCUCCCGAAUGCGUCGGCUCUGCCUUCGAUUGCGGCCGUUAUCGUCUUCGCCAUCUCUGUCCUCUGGCUCUACCCAGGCGGCCUCGCGUGGGCGCUCUCCAGAGCCUACCGAUCUAUCCCCGGACCCCCGCCUCUCCGGUUCCGCCGCGCACCGUGUCCUCGCCAGGCUCGCCGAGUCGCUCAAAGCCUCCGACUUGAUGGCCUUCUCCCUCGGCUUCACACGCUUCGUCUUGUCAAGCCACCCCGACACAGCCCGGGCGAUCCUCAACAGCUCGGCCUUCGCCGAUCGCCCUGUCCCUACGAGCUCCUCUUCCACCGGCGAGUACUGGCGCAAUCUCAGGAGGAUCACCGCCACCUAUCUGUUCAGUCCGACGAGAAGCAUAGGAAGGCCAUCGGUCAGCAAAUGAUCCACGACGUAAUGGCAAGCACAGAGACGGACGGGAUCGUGGGGAUAAAGAAAGUUCUGCACUAUGGGUCUCUGAACAACGUGAUGAUGAGCGAUGUUGGCAAAAGAUUCGAUUUUGGGAAGGUCGAAGGCAUGGAGUUGGAAAGGCCGGUCACGGAAGGGUAUGAACUACUUGGCGCGUUCAACUGGAGCGACCACUUUCCUCCAUUGGCAUGA